UCACACUAAUUAUCUGUAUGCACGAUUCACAUGCUAGAUUUCACUCUCCUUUUUCCUUUCGAAAUUUCAAUUUAACCUCUCUGCUUGGACGAAGAAAUAGAGAGAAAAGAAAAAAAGUGCAGUGCCCUAGAUUUACGGAAUCUGCACGUAAUUCUCAAUUUUUGUUCUAUUAUCGUUCAUUUGAUCUUUCUAUAAGAAUGAUCCGAUUCAUACUUCUGCAGAACAGGCAAGGCAAGACUCGUCUUGCCAAAUACUAUGUUCCUCUCGAGGAUUCCGAGAAACACAAAGUCGAAUACGAGGUUCAUCGGUUGGUGGUUAACAGAGAUCCCAAGUUCACGAAUUUUGUUGAGUUCCGAACACACAAGGUCAUCUACAGGCGGUAUGCUGGAUUAUUUUUCUCACUGUGUGUUGAUAUAACAGAUAAUGAAUUGGCAUAUUUAGAGUGCAUCCAUUUAUUUGUGGAGAUAUUGGAUCAUUUCUUCAGCAAUGUUUGUGAGCUAGAUUUGGUAUUCAACUUUCACAAGGUUUAUUUGAUACUUGAUGAAUUCAUUCUUGCUGGGGAACUCCAAGAAACAAGCAAGAAGGCAAUCAUAGAGAGAAUGGGGGAAUUGGAGAAGCUCGAGUAAACACGUUCUGUAGUUAGAGCAUUUAGAGAUUUCAUUUUUCCUUGUUCUUCCGCCCAGCUUUGUUUUGUUCUGGUUCUGCAUUUAUUCGUUUGUUCAUUUGGUAAAACCAUUACUUCGCUUGUAAUAUUUGAAAAUCAAGGCGGAAAUUUCCACA
Messenger RNA from Hevea brasiliensis (rubber tree), 780 nucleotides. Its product is annotated as AP-2 complex subunit sigma. Gene Ontology annotation, biological process: protein transport; clathrin-dependent endocytosis. The record is from RefSeq and is a predicted model, not a curated record. Gene Ontology annotation, molecular function: clathrin-cargo adaptor activity. The coding region runs from base 18 to 626 and encodes 202 amino acids. Lineage: Eukaryota; Viridiplantae; Streptophyta; Magnoliopsida; Malpighiales; Euphorbiaceae. The transcript has 6 exons. Gene Ontology annotation, cellular component: AP-2 adaptor complex; intracellular membrane-bounded organelle.